CCCGCUUGAAGUUUCGCUUUAAGUUUCGCUUUCGCUCCCGGCCGGCCGGACCAGCAGCAAGAUGUCAGAGGAUCAGCUUGGUGAUCUCCCUGCUGGAGAGGGAGGGGAUGGAGAUGUCUCUGAUGUAGUUGAUGCAAGGCCAGACAGAAGCAGCAGGUUCUCAGUUUUUAGAACAAAAAAGAAGAAUGGAGAAGAAGAGCAGCCAAAGCCCUCUCUCAGUAAUCAAUACCGAAUUGUUACACCCACAUUCCAGUACAAUAUGGAUUACAAGAAAGUUGGCAAAUGUAUUAUUAUAAACAACAAAAAUUUUGAAGAUAAAACAGCAGGAAUGGGCACACGCAAUGGCACCGACAAAGAUGCUGGAGAUCUUGCCAAGAGUUUUAAAAACUUAGGGUUUGAGGUCCUAAUAUACAAUGACCGAAGCCGUGGUGAUAUGGAAAAAUUACUGAAGCAAGCUGCUGAGGAGAACCACAGUGAUGCUGCCUGCUUUGCCUGUAUCCUCCUGAGCCAUGGGGAGGAAGGGCUCAUCUAUGGCACAGAUGGACCCAUGGCUAUCAAGAGCCUGACUGCACUGUUCAGAGGAGACAAGUGUAAAAGCCUCAUAGGCAAACCCAAACUGUUUUUCAUUCAGGCCUGCAGGGGCUCUGAAUUUGAUGAAGGUAUACAGACUGACUCUGGACCUGCCAAUGACAGGUGCCUGGAGACAGAUGCCAACCCCAGAUACAAAAUCCCAGUAGAAGCAGAUUUUCUGUUUGCUUAUUCCACGGUGCCAGGUUAUUACUCCUGGAGGAAUCCUGGAAGAGGCUCCUGGUUUGUGCAGUCUUUGUGCUCUGUGCUGAACGAGCAUGGGAAGCAGCUGGAGAUCAUGCAGAUCCUCACUCGGGUCAACUACGUGGUGGCCACGAAUUUCGAGUCGCAGUCGGACGAUCCGCGCUUCAGCGAGAAGAAGCAAAUCCCCUGCGUGGUCUCCAUGCUCACCAAGGAGCUCUACUUCUGAAAGGGCCUUCUAGGGCAGCCCCUGGGGAGAGCUCAGGGCCUGCCUUUGGCUGGAGAUGUGAUUGUAGACAGGAGUAGCACAUCUGUGAUGACAGAAAUGUGAUAACCCUAGAUUUUUAUGUUGUAUGAGCUGGGGUGUCUGGUGGAUGGACAACAUGCAAUAUUCUAAAGGAGCUGUGGGCCAGCCUGUGUCUUGGUUUCCCUCAGUGUGGCUGUCAUGAUUUAUGGCUAGUGAAGAUGUUAUGAGUCAGCUACCUGACCCAUAAAGUUUUUUUCCCAGAAAGCAGAUUGUAAAUUAAGAAUAAAAACAAAAAAUCUUGAGACUCCUCGUUUACUGCUAGGUCAUGGCACCAUAGCCUCCUUGGAAUUUCCAAAGAUCAUAUUAUGGGUAUGUCCAGUUUGUAGCUAUUUAAAAGGGUGUUUCCUGUCUAAUAUAUUAAUUUCCUUUUAAUGAACAUUAUUAUUGAAGACUAAUGGUUGCUCUGUGCUCAAUCUGGAAGUCAUUUUAAUUGGUCAUCAUUCUAGCAUAAGAUGAAUGUAUUAAAAAAAUCAAUAUUUUUAGAUUUACAUGAACAUAGAAAUGUAGAAAUGUAACAAAUAGAACAAUCAAAAAUAAAAUCAUGGUAAAAGAUUGGCAAAUUUUAUUUGGAUGAUACUGGAUUAAAGUGCCAUUGUAAAGAUAUUUUGCCUUACAAAUGAGAGUUGACUGAGAGAACAACUUGAAAUGGUGGUAUUGCAAUUCUUCUGCUUGCAGAAAUAAAAAUGUCUGCUUAUUGAUUCAGAACUUUUGAUCCAUCAGAAAGUUAAGGACAAGGCUUUAUUAUAAAACAUUAAAAUUUAAUGUUGAAAAGGUAGAAUUAUAUGUUCCAGUAACAAAUGUAUGUUUAGAUUUAACUUCUAGUUGUGAGGAGUUUUGCCAAAACUGGAAAUGCUUACUUGAAUCAGAAGUGCCUUCUUAGUUACUGUACAGUCUUAAUUUUGUGUUUUAGAGUUAUGUUGGUGGUGUUUAUAUUUCUACUUUUUAUAUUCACUUUAGUUGGUAGCUAGGUCAAAAAAGCAAGUUUAAUGAUAUGGUUAAACUGAUAAAGAAUGAGUUGUUCACCCUUUUCCCACUUAAUGUAUUCUAUGAUCCUUGCAAUCUUCUGAGAAAAUAAGUGCAUAGUAUUAAAGUUACCAAAUUGUUAAGUUUAUUUUCUUACGAAUACUGUGACAUAGGGAGACAUAUAUUUUUUCCAUAAGUCAAAUUUACAGUUGUUAGAAUUAUAUAAAUGGUGCUUUAUGGAUGUAUUGAGCAUGACAUCAAUAAAGACCUUUUUUUAAAA
Molecule: messenger RNA, 2318 nt
Organism: Oenanthe melanoleuca
Lineage: Eukaryota; Metazoa; Chordata; Aves; Passeriformes; Muscicapidae
Gene: CASP7
Product: caspase 7
Exons: 7
Coding region: 62-997 (311 amino acids)
Biological process (GO): proteolysis; apoptotic process
Cellular component (GO): cytoplasm
Source: RefSeq, a predicted model, not a curated record